ACAGAGACAGACAGAGACCGACAGAGACAGCCACGGACGGAGAGAUCGGACAAAAGAGCGAGGCCCGGAGGACGGAGGGUCAGCCCCAUGUAACGCCGCCGGACCCCCCCUCUAAGGCGGGGGUGAUGUGAGCAGAGCCCAGGAAUGCCUUAUGUGGAUCGACAGAACCGUAUCUGUGGGUUCCUGGAUAUUGAGGAUAAUGAGACCUGUGGCAAGUUCCUGCGGAGAUACUUUAUCCUGGACACCCAGGCCAACCACCUACUCUGGUACAUGGAUAACCCUCAGAACCUGGCAAUUGGGGCAGGAGCUGUUGGAUCUUUACAGCUGACCUAUAUUUCAAAGGUGAGUAUAGCUACACCGAAACAGAAACCAAAAACUCCGUUUUGCUUCGUUAUCAAUGCCCGCUCCCAGCGGUUCUUCCUUCAGGCCAAUGACAAAGAUGACUUAAAGGAUUGGGUUGAGGCCCUAAACCAAGCCAGCAAGAUCACGGUGCCCAAGGGGGGGAGCCUGCCCCUGGCCACAGAACUUGCCAAGAGCCAGGCGGCUCCUCUGUCCCAGGACAAGAAGCCACAGGUGCCCUACAAGACUGAGAUCAUUGGGGGAGUCGUGGUGCAAACGCCCAUUAACCAGAAUGGUGGGGAUGGUGCAGAAGGGGGUGAGCCUGGAUCCCACGCAGUCCUCCGGAGAUCCCAGAGUUACAUUCCCACCUCAGGCUGCCGGGUCCCGUCCGGGCCUCCCCUUCUUAAAAGUGGCUACUGUGUGAAGCUGGGGAACGUGAGAAAGAGCUGGAAACGCCGCUACUUUGCACUUGAUGACUUUUCCAUCUGCUACUUCAAGUGUGAGCAGGACAGGGAACCUCUGCGUACGAUAUUGCUGAAGGACGUGCUCAAGACCCACGAGUGUCUUGUCAAGUCUGGGGAUCUUUUAAAUAGAGACAAUCUAUUUGAAGUGAUAACAAGUUCCAGGACCUUCUAUAUCCAGGCUAAUACCCCAGAAGACAUGCACAGCUGGAUCAAGGAGAUUGGGGCAGCAGUCCAGGCUCUCAAGUGCCGUCCUCGAGAAAUGUCCUUCACCAGAUCAGUUUCUCUGAUUCGGCCUGGAAGCACUCACCUCUCUGGCAUGCCCAACCCUGCUGUGAGCCGAAACCGGCCCCCAGGCGAAGAGAAGAAAGCCCUGUGCAAAGCUCCAUCCACCGCCUCCUCCUGGCAGCCCUGGACACCCAUUCCACAGGCAGAUGAGAAGCUGUUCCUGGCAGAGGAGAACACUGGGGGUUCCACAUUCCUGCCCAGACUUGGGGAAGGGGAAACUGGGGGGCCACAGGGGGCCCGGAUGCGGCACCGGUCGGAGCCCCAGCAUCCCAAGGAGAAGCCAUUUAUGUUCAACCUGGAUGAUGAAAGUAUUCGGACCUCGGAUGUGUAGCCAGGCAUGGCG
Tachyglossus aculeatus (Australian echidna) is the source of this 1431-nucleotide messenger RNA. It is a transcript of the gene PLEKHA2, whose product is annotated as pleckstrin homology domain containing A2. Gene Ontology annotation, cellular component: membrane; cytoplasm. Bases 145 to 1419 code for a protein of 424 amino acids. Gene Ontology annotation, molecular function: PDZ domain binding. The transcript is spliced from 12 exons. The record is from RefSeq and is a predicted model, not a curated record. NCBI's taxonomy places the organism in Eukaryota, Metazoa, Chordata, Mammalia, Monotremata, Tachyglossidae.